This is a messenger RNA of Salvelinus namaycush (lake trout), 1919 nucleotides long. RefSeq names its product melanoregulin-like. Gene Ontology annotation, cellular component: melanosome. The record is from RefSeq and is a predicted model, not a curated record. NCBI's taxonomy places the organism in Eukaryota, Metazoa, Chordata, Actinopteri, Salmoniformes, Salmonidae. The coding region runs from base 523 to 1257 and encodes 244 amino acids. The transcript is spliced from 5 exons. Gene Ontology annotation, biological process: melanosome transport.
UAUCGGGAUGGAGAUUGGAGCCCAGUUGUUGGAAAUGACCUGUUCACUCGACACUCUUUAGAAUGGUUUCUGUCUGAACAGGAUAUUUUUCUUGAAACUCAUUUUGUCAGUGUGGAGGCAGGGUAUCAACAGAGUGAGAACCGUGGGUGUUCAACAGCUCUGAGUGCUUGACAAACUUUUUCUCUUUGCUCCUGUGGAUAUUGUUUUGGAAUCAAACUCGGAGGGUGUGACCAAGGUUCCAGGUCCGAACCCUCAUCCUACACCACUGGGUCACCUAUCCUCAGCAGGGAACUGGUAGACAGAAAGAGGUGGAUAUAGUGUGUUGGACCAACUUCACUGGUUGGAGAGGAUUUUUUUCCCUUCUUACCUGUCCUGUACCUGGAUAGGACUUGAGAAACGGUAGCGUAUACCCUCUCUUGUCUGAAGAGUUUAACCAUAUCUGGACACUAGACCUUAUCUGGACCUCUAACUGCUCUCACGCUAUCUUCUACCGCUCUACUUCCCUCUCUCUCUCCAGCAGAGAUGGGGGCUGCCUUCAAGAGGUUCUGUGCUCGGUUCUGUUGCUGCUGCUGCAUUAGCGAUGAUGAAAGUGAGGAGGAGAAGGAGCCUUUAAUCAGUCCUGACACUUUGGAGUACUUUGACCGCGAGGCGAAGAAGCGAAGGGAACAGGAACAGAACCUGUGGAGUGAGCCAGGCGACCCGAGCCACUCGGAGAGAGACGAUGACCGGAUCCUGUACAACCUCAUCCAGAACAGGAACCAGACACGCAGGGGCUCGCUGGCGCACCGGCGUCUGAGUGUGGACAUUGAGGGUAUGAGAGAUCUGCGUCGGGAGGUCAGGGACAAGUGGAAGAUGAUCCUGGAGAAUUUAGGGUUCAUGGCGGAGGCGGAGUCUCUGCUGACGGUGUCUGCCAGUGCGUCGUAUGACCGUAUGAAGAACGCCUCGGCGUCACGCACACUACUGCACACGCUCCACUCUGAGACGUCUAUCUUCAACACCCGGGAGGCCCCACCUGAGAGAUACCUCUUCAUCCUGGAUCGUCUCAUAUACCUGGAUGCUGCUGAGGACUUCUUGGCGAAGGCUAGACGCUUCUACCCCAAGCGUGAUACUGAUGAUGAAGAUGAGGACAACCCAUUAGCAGUCAACCUGCCGUUGCUACUGGCCAGAGUGAACCGCACCAUGAACAGAGAAGGGAGCGACGAUGAGGACAAGAGGCUGGAUGAGGAAGAUGGGAGUGGAAGAGAGGACAACUUCUAGACGGAACAGGAGCUGCAAUGACCUCAGACAGUAGACAGGGGGCAGUAGUUAGUUGUUUAUGUUGCAGAGUUGGGUGCAUACAGUGCUAGGAUGUCUGAUUCUGAAUAUACUCUGUUGAAAAUACUCUCCCAAUUUGCACUAACACUAGGGGCUCUAUUCAAUCUGUGUUGCUGAAGUGUUACAGAUUGUGCGAUAGAAAUGUAAAGGUCAUUUCCUGACUGAACCGACAUGUGCAGUGUUUACCGUGAAAGCAGUCUCUGCUAACACGGGAACAUUACCUUUACAUUUCAAUCACUCUGUAACGCUGCACUUCUGCGAUACAAAUUGAAUAGAGCCCUAGGUUUGAACAAAAAAAAAUACAGCUUUCCUUUCACCUCAUCAGAACCAUGAUCCAAUAUGAUUCUGUUUUUCUUAUUUUUCUGUUUAGGCAGACUUAGCUGGGUCUCAGGUAUAUUAGGGAGCGUUUGAGGUUAUCACCCUGCCAUUUUUUUAUCAAUCAGACAGUGUUAGUUACCCAACUCCCUGGGUCUGUUCAUUAUUGGUCUCCGCCAGGGAACACAGUGGACACAGUUAACACAGCACUGAAACCCGUAGGGCACAGCUGUCCUGUUCCACAUCAGCACUUUGUCUCAUGAUUAUCAGCACUUGUUUUAUCUAGUCAC